Chaetura pelagica (chimney swift) is the source of this 1624-nucleotide messenger RNA. RefSeq names its product solute carrier family 24 (sodium/potassium/calcium exchanger), member 3 (gene SLC24A3). Gene Ontology annotation, biological process: intracellular calcium ion homeostasis; calcium ion transmembrane transport. Gene Ontology annotation, molecular function: calcium, potassium:sodium antiporter activity; calcium channel activity. NCBI's taxonomy places the organism in Eukaryota, Metazoa, Chordata, Aves, Apodiformes, Apodidae. Gene Ontology annotation, cellular component: membrane. The transcript is spliced from 14 exons. The annotation marks the transcript as partial. The record is from RefSeq and is a predicted model, not a curated record.
ACUCAAUAUUUUCUCUCUUCUCUUGCAGGCUGUGUAUAUGUUUUAUGCUUUGGCAAUUGUCUGCGAUGAUUUUUUUGUCCCUUCGUUGGAGAAGAUUUGUGAACGCUUGCAUCUCAGCGAAGAUGUGGCUGGGGCAACUUUCAUGGCAGCAGGAAGCUCUGCUCCUGAGCUGUUUACAUCUGUCAUAGGUGUUUUUAUCACAAAAGGAGAUGUAGGCGUUGGAACCAUCGUAGGCUCAGCUGUAUUUAACAUUCUCUGUAUUAUUGGCGUGUGUGGGCUUUUUGCAGGACAGGUUGUGGCACUGUCAUCAUGGAGUCUCUUGAGAGAUUCGAUCUACUAUACACUGUCUGUUGUUGCACUCAUUGUGUUUAUUUAUGAUGAAAAAGUUUCCUGGUGGGAGUCCUUAGUCUUAGUGCUGAUGUAUGUCAUCUACAUUGUUAUAAUGAAGUACAACUCAACCAUACAUCACUGCUUAGAAAGGAAGACAAAAAACUCUGCAAAUAUGGUAAACGGUUUAGCAAAUAGCACAGAAAUGGAUGAUAACAGCAACUGCGAUGCCACAGUGGUAUUACUAAAGAAAGGAAAUUUCCACCGCAAAGCCUCUGUGAUCAUGGUGGAUGAGCUGCUGUCUGCCUACCCACGUCGGCUUUCGUUUUCCGAGGCUGGGCUGCGGAUCAUGAUCACCAGCCACUUCCCUCCCAAAACACGGCUCUCCAUGGCCAGCCGCAUGUUGAUCAAUGAGAGGCAAAGGCUGAUCAGCAGCAGGACUUACAGCAAUGGUGAGUCAGAAGUAGCAAUCAAAAUACCCAUCAAGCACGUGGUGGAGAAUGGAACCGGCCCCAGCAACUCGUCCGAGCGGGGCGUGAACGGCGCCCGGCGGGACGAGGAGGUGGCUGAGGCUGGGAAUGAGAACGAGAAUGAGGAUAACGAGAACAACGAAAAUGAUGAGGAAGAGGAAGAAGACGAUAACGAUGGUGACCAUGAAGGGCCAUACACACCUUUUGACCUACCUGCUGGCAAGAUAGAAAUCUUGAAGUGGCUCUUCACGUGGCCAUUGAGUUUUGCCCUGUACUUCACAGUGCCCAACUGUAACAAACCCCACUUGGAAAAAUGGUUCAUGGUUACCUUUGCUUCUUCUACCCUCUGGAUUGCAGCUUUAUCCUACAUGAUGGUGUGGAUGGUGACAAUCAUUGGCUACACACUGGGAAUUCCGGAUGUGAUCAUGGGCAUCACUUUCUUGGCAGCUGGAACCAGUGUGCCAGACUGCAUGGCAAGCCUCAUCGUGGCAAGGCAAGGUAUGGGGGAUAUGGCUGUGUCCAACUCCAUUGGAAGCAAUGUUUUUGAUAUUUUAAUUGGCCUAGGCGUCCCAUGGACUUUGCAGACCCUAGCAGUGAAUUACGGAUCAUAUAUUCGUUUAAACAGCAGAGGACUUAUCUAUUCUGUUGGUCUCCUGCUGGCAUCUGUUUUUGUCACAGUUUUUGGUGUCCACCUGAACAAAUGGAAACUGGAUAAGAAGCUAGGGUGUGUGUGCCUUUCCCUUUAUGGCAUCUUCCUGUGUUUCUCCAUCAUGACAGAAUUCAAUGUUUUCACUUUUGUGAACUUGCCAAUGUGCAGAGAACACUGA